This is a messenger RNA of Apis cerana (Asiatic honeybee), 2640 nucleotides long. It is a transcript of the gene Dnz1, whose product is annotated as DNZDHHC/NEW1 zinc finger protein 11. Gene Ontology annotation, cellular component: endoplasmic reticulum; Golgi apparatus. Gene Ontology annotation, molecular function: protein-cysteine S-palmitoyltransferase activity. Lineage: Eukaryota; Metazoa; Arthropoda; Insecta; Hymenoptera; Apidae. Gene Ontology annotation, biological process: peptidyl-L-cysteine S-palmitoylation; protein targeting to membrane. The record is from RefSeq and is a predicted model, not a curated record.
AUUAUUACUAUCAUCAUCAUCAUCAUUAUGAUUAUUGCUAUUAAUUUUUAUUAUUAUUAAUAUUUAUUAUUAUUAAUUUUUAUUAAUUAUUAUUUAUUAUCAUUAUUAUUAAUUUUAAUCAUCAUCAUCAUCAUCAUUAUCGUUAUUAUUAUUAUUAUUUAUAAAUUUUUAAUAUUAUUAUUAAUUAUAAUUAUCAUUAUUAUCAAUUAAUUAUCAUCACAAUCAUUAUCAUCAUCAUCAUCAUCAUCAUCAUCAUCAUUAUUAUUAUUAUUUAUCAUUAUCAAUUAUUAUUAUUUAUUAUUAUUAUUAUCAAUAUUAUUAUUAAUUAUCAUCAUCAUCAUUAUUUAUUAAUUUUAUUAAUUUUUAUUACUAUUAUUAUUUAUUAAUUUUUAUUUUUAUUAUUAUUAUUAUUAUUACUACUACUAUUACUACUACUACUAUUACUACUACUACUAUUAUUAUUAUUACUAUUAUUACUAUUAUUACUACUACUACUACUACAACUACUAUUACUACUAUUAGUAUUACUACUAUUACUAUUACUACUACUACUACUAUUACUACUACUACUACUACUACUACUACUACUACUACUACUACUACUACUACUACUACUACUACUAUUACUACUACUAGUACUACUACUACUAUUACUAGUACUACUACUACUAUUACUAUUAUUAAUGUUAUUAUUAUUUAUUAAUUUUUAUUAUUAUUAUUAUUAUUAUUAUUAUUAUUAUUAUUAUUAUUAUUAUUAUUAUUUAUUACUAUUACUUUUAUUUGCAAUUAGUUUUGUAAAUAAUGUUUUCGUUUAAUUAUGCAUUAUUGUAUAUUUAUACGAAACGAUACUCUGUCACGUUCAUAUGUUUCCAUUUAAAUAUUUAAUGAAGUCAAAUAAUAUUUAAAAAUAUUUGUUCUUAAUAUUAAUUUUUCAAUAUAAUUAUUAUGUUAUAUUAUUAUAUUAUUUGAUAUAAUUAUGCUAAUCAUUAUUGUAUUUCAUAUUAUAAAAUUUAAAAAACUAAUAUAUAAAUUUAAUAUUUUAAUUUCAUUUUUAUAGGAACAAUGAAAUUUUAUAAACUUAUAUUUAAUAAUUUUUAAUUCAUUUUUAUCAUUGCUGAUGAUAUUUAAUUGUUAUAUUUAUAGUAUUAAUAAAGAAGCGAAAAUUUAAUAUUUUUAAGUAGGAGAAAAAAUAUACAAUGAGGUAGGGAAUGUCACGUGGUUUUUUAAUAACAGUGAUAUCAUGGCGGCCAGUUUAGGCUAGUCAAUAAUGAUCAGUAUUGGUCAGAAAAUUUAUUAUUUGUGUUGUUUUAAGGUAAUUUAGUGAAAUAAAUUUUCUUUUUGCUUAAAUACGAUUCCGAUUUGGUGUUUCAGUGCAAUUGUAGAAUAAAAAGACUUGAAUUUAAAUGGAAUUCUUAAAAGUUGAAUUGAAUUCGUAUAAUGUAAAUUCAAUGGAAAAUGAAAUAAUAUGAAAUCGUUUUAAUCUGUGACGAUACUUCAUAUAUUUCCUAAUAAAGAGUAUGGAAUAAAUAAAAAUGUUUGUAAAAGACCCUUGUGGGAUCGUGUGUAUCAUAAUUACGUACGUUGCUGUCUUUUAUGCAGAUUACGUUGUCUCUAUGGGGUCCUUUUCAUGUUGUGGCUUUCAACACCAUUGUAUUAUUAUUGAUAACAUCCCAUUUGAAAGCAGUCUGCAGUGAUCCUGGUGUUGUACCUCUACUUCAAAGUCGUAUGGAUUUUUCUGACAUUCAUACAGAUAAUCCAGAAACGAAAAUUGAAUGUGAUGAAAGAGACAGUUGGACUGUUUGUACUAGAUGUGAAACAUAUAGACCACCUAAAGCAUGUCAUUGUAGAAUUUGUAAACGAUGUGUUAGAAGAAUGGAUCAUCAUUGUCCAUGGAUAAACAACUGUGUUGGAGAACGAAAUCAAAAGUACUUUAUUCAAUUUCUGAUCUAUGUUGGAAUAUUGGCCCUCUAUGCUCUAGGCUUGGUGAUAACCUCAUGGAUUUUAGAAUGUUCUCGAUGCAGUAAUGAUAUAGCUGUCAAACAGAGUCGCAUCUUACACUGUGUUAUAUUGGUAUUGGAAUCAGCACUAUUUGGUAUGUUUGUCAUCGCAAUGCUUGUAGACCAAUUUCAAGGUAUCCUGGGAGAAGAAAAUAUAAUGGAACAUAUGCAGAAUAAUCAUCAUUAUAAAAGAAACAGUUCACGUACUUUGAUUUUACUUUCUGAGGUUUGUGGUAAGAGCCAUCCAAUUUUGUGGAUGUUUCCUUGCCAAAACCCACCACGUUAUACUUUCCGAAAAGAUGCGUACCUGAUAGAUCAUGAAGUUUAGAUAAAUAUUUGAUUGCACAUUAUGGAGUAAAAGUUUUUGUUAUGGCUUUGUUUGCCAUAAGUAUUUUUUUAUAUGUUUACAGAAAUUUUUAUUAUUUAAGUACAAUUAAUGAAUUAAAACAUCAUACAUCAUGAUAUAUGAAAUUUGAAAAACAAAGAUUUACAUAAUUAUAAUUGCUUAUAUAAACAACCUAAAUUAUUUAAAGUAAAUAUUAUUGAAAACAUUUUAUUAUCUAAAACUACUAUUACUAGAGUUUAUACUAUUUUAAUUUUUAAAAAUAAACUUAUAUUAAGUUACAGAAAUAAAAAAAAGAAA